ACAAAAACAAUAUGAUGAAGAAAUUGUUGCAUCCAGCUCAUGCCUUACAUUAUUCUGUAUAGAACAAAAGCUUCGAGCUGGACCCAGAGUUGUUGAAUUUUGGAAAAUACUUCUCAAUGCAAAAAUAAUCAUCCUGAUACCACAAGAUAUGGAAGAAGAUGAAUUAAAUGGUUUAGAAUCUUAUUAUAUGAUUGAAAAUAAUCAUGUUUGUCUAAACAAUGGUGUGAUUACUGACUUAGAUGGAAUGUUGUGCUUACCAGAUGGCGUGUUCUUUCUUGGACAGGAGUACAAAUAUGGAUCAAAACUUCUCAUACGAAAUUGCUAUUUGCAGUUGCUUGAACUAAUUGAGAAGAAUCGUAAACCAAGCCUCUCAGCUCAUACUGGUUGCACAAUUACUGGUACACCUGGUAUUGGAAAGACAUACUUUGGAUUAUUUAUUCUCUUCUACAUUCGUUACAGAUAUCCUAAAGCCACAAUAAUUUGGAGGGGAGAUGAAAAUAAUUGCUAUCAAUUCUUGUCUGAAGGUGAUGUCCAAAAGAGGGAUUUCCACCAGUUUAGCAAAACAUUGGAUAAUGCUGAAAACUUCUACAUUGCUAAUGCACAUGUUAUGACAUGGCGUUCAGCCUAUAAAAUCCUGCUCACAUCACCAAUGGUAGAAAGAUUCAAUGAAGCUGUCAAAUGGCCAGGUUUCACUCAAUAUUUCAUGCCAGUUUGGAUGCUUGAAGAAAUUACUGCACUUUGGACCACUCAAUAUAAGAACAGGAAGAAUGAAAAAGGUGAAGAAUUUACAUUUGAAUUAGUUGGGUCCUUGCUAGACAAGUGGGGCCCAAUACUCAGUGGUAGACUUGUACAUCUUGAUGUGGAUUCAACAAUUAUAAAAGUCAUGUAUCAUUUUGCUUCUCCAAUGAUAUCUAACAUAAUGAUCCAGGCAUAUGAAACUAAAAGAAGCUUCGCUACAGAACAAUAUAUCAAGGAGUCAGAGUGUAAUUGGUUCAUGACACUGAAUGAGGCAUGUAAAGAAUAUUAUAACAGGCCAAAAUCAAAGACAUUUGCAUCAAUUGAUUCUUUCAGCCUUGAUAACAAUACUUCGGCCUUGUACCAAAUCACUGUCUCAACAGAUCACAGCAUAAAGGUGAAAGGACUUAAUGACCUUGACCGUUUUCUCAUGUGGAAAAGAGAUGUGGAUAACAUUGAUCUAUACUUCGUCAUGCCAUCAGACAUCUUUGAAGAAUUUUCCUUUCAAAAAUACAAGACUGUCAAAGAUCAGGGCUAUCAGAAAAUUCCGAAACAGAUUAACAACAUAAACCAAUAUGCAUUGGAAGUAGCAAUAAGGAGAUUGUGA
Entrophospora candida is the source of this 1342-nucleotide messenger RNA. Lineage: Eukaryota; Fungi; Glomeromycota; Glomeromycetes; Entrophosporales; Entrophosporaceae. The record is from the annotation of a GenBank genome assembly.